Molecule: messenger RNA, 1163 nt
Organism: Chiloscyllium plagiosum (whitespotted bambooshark)
Lineage: Eukaryota; Metazoa; Chordata; Chondrichthyes; Orectolobiformes; Hemiscylliidae
Product: ras-related C3 botulinum toxin substrate 3
Biological process (GO): small GTPase-mediated signal transduction
Molecular function (GO): GTP binding; GTPase activity
Source: RefSeq, a predicted model, not a curated record
CAUUUCUUUUUUAUUGCAUUUAGGAUUGUUGUGUCAUCCGUUACAUUAGGCGACGCUUUGAUUUUUUUGCAUCCUACUUCGAUAUAUUUUUUAAAAAAUAUGAAAUAGAUGUUAUUCUCCCACCGAGUUUCCGAGAUUGUGUUGGUGGAGGAACAAUCGAGACACUUGCCCCAGCCCCAGCCUGGUGUGGAGCAUUCCUUUUCAAAGCGACAAUUCUUGGUUUCUUCCCUGUCCUCCUCACAGACCCCAGCGUUUCUCCUGAACCGCUCGCUGUUUAUUCACCUUUCCCACCCCACUGGAGUGAAAGGCGGCUGGGACCCUCGUGCUGUAGGUAAAACAUGCCUACUGAUCAGCUACACCACCAAUGCAUUCCCUGGAGAGUACAUUCCAACAGUAUUUGACAACUAUUCAGCUAAUGUUAUGGUGGAUGGGAAACCAGUGAACUUGGGACUCUGGGAUACAGCAGGUCAGGAAGAUUAUGACCGACUCCGACCUCUCUCUUAUCCACAGACGGAUGUGUUUUUGAUCUGCUUUUCUCUUGUGAGCCCAGCAUCCUUUGAAAACGUCAGGGCAAAGUGGUAUCCAGAGGUACGGCAUCAUUGUCCAAACACACCAAUAAUCCUGGUAGGAACAAAGCUAGAUUUGCGGGAUGAUAAGGACACCAUUGAAAGGCUAAGAGAUAAAAAGCUGGCUCCCAUUACCUAUCCGCAGGGGCUGGCUAUGGCCAGAGAGAUAGGUGCUGUAAAGUACCUGGAGUGCUCUGCUCUCACUCAGCGAGGUUUGAAAACUGUCUUUGAUGAAGCGAUUCGAGCUGUGCUGUGCCCACCACCUGUGAAAAAACGUCGAAAGAAGUGCACUGUUUUUUAGGAAGACACCACGCAGGAAAUCAUACCUUCAUAACACAAUCUGCUGGUAUUUUAUCCAAAUCAUGACCCUGUGUGGUAUGAGACUGCAGAAGAGAGUGUUCUUCUUUGUGUCGCCUCUCUCUUGAGUUGGAGCAGUUAGCCUUGAGAGUUAAGUCCUGAAGUCAGUAAUUAUUCUGUUAGCGUGUGUUGGAUUUUAUGUGAGGCAAUGUGGCUGUCUUCAUGGGUGGACCCCAUCAUAUUUUGUUAAGCUGCAGUAUCCCCUCUUUUAGUAGCUCCUAUCCAGCUCAAGACUAAAUG